Molecule: messenger RNA, 4148 nt
Organism: Leptopilina heterotoma
Lineage: Eukaryota; Metazoa; Arthropoda; Insecta; Hymenoptera; Figitidae
Product: VWFA and cache domain-containing protein 1
Exons: 9
Coding region: 420-3935 (1171 amino acids)
Cellular component (GO): voltage-gated calcium channel complex
Molecular function (GO): voltage-gated calcium channel activity
Source: RefSeq, a predicted model, not a curated record
UGUUUAUAAUUAUCAUAAUUAUCAAAACGAUACUUUAUUUGAAAAAAAUAUUAAAUUAGCUUCUGAAAAAUGUAAUUAAUUAAUUAAUUAAUUAACUGCGUAAUCAUUGCGUAGUUUACGUGAAAAACCCGCAAGUUACACACGUUACGCAUAACCACAUUCCAAAACGCGUUUUUGACGUUUUUUGUUUACGGAAAAGUUUAUGUGAGCGGUGAAAACUCAAUUAUUGAGUUUAUUAAUUUAUUCUUAAUUUAAUUUGUGAAAAAAUGUUUAUUAACAAAGUUCUGUAACAUUUUAGUUCAUUUAUUUGUUUUUUAAUAAAACAAUUCUAUAAUUGCUUUAAUUAUAAAAUUGGACGCCAAACCAUGAAAUUUUUAUACAGCAAAAAAAUGAGAUUACUUUGAAAAACCGGGGAAAGAAUGGCUAUCAGAAUAAUAUUUUAUUUAGGAUUAAUUUAUCUUCUUCUGAAUAAAGUGAAAACUGAGGAAAAAUUGGAAAAUGUAACUUGUCAAUUGGAGAAGCCUCUACGAAAGCAAAUUGAGGCUGAACCUUUAAAUGGAAGAUGUUUGAGGGAUAUUGUUGUUCAAUUUGCAAAAGCUCUUAGAACAAUUAGUAACGAUGAAUUGGGUGUUACAAUUUUUCAAGAAAUGCUCGAUAAACAGGAGUUUGUUAAUAUUUCUAAUGGUCCUGAGAUUAAGUUGAAAAAUCUAGUGGAUAAAUUGGAUAAUAAGCUUAAGUCUUACGUUGAAUUGUUACGACAAAGCAAUAGUGUGAUUCAACAAAUAUUACUGAAACACAGUCCAAUUAAUCAACAAAGUCAAGCUUUUCAAUUGAAUUUCGUUCGUAAUCGAGUUUCUAUAAAUGAGAAAUUUGAUAUUUGUUCGCAAAUUUCAACUGCAUUGUCUUCAAAUUUAAGAGAUCAGGAAUGGAAGAAUUUGCACAUUUUGCCAGUGAGUCAACCUGGAACGAUGUGUGGUCCACAAAGUUUAGCUCACAACAUUGGUCCUCUAUUUUUAUCACAAUGUAAUAGAUCAAAACACGUUAUUUUACUUUUGGAACAUGGAAUGUUUAUGUCGGAGGGAGAUAUUACUUUAGCGCAAAUAACUGCUAAGGCGGUUAUCGACAUGCUAUCAGAGACAGAUUACGUUACUGUUGUUGGAUUAGCUGGACGAGGAUCUGUACAUUGCAAAAACGGCUUGGUGAAGGCAAAUGAUGUCAAUAAAUUUCAUUUAACACGGCAUGUUGACACCAUCACUCGAACUGAUUCAAAUCAAACUUUGGAUGUGGAUUUCAAAUUACUAACGGAGAAUUUGACCGGCGAGGUUGUAAUUAUUCACGUGACAAAUAUGCUGAGAAAUACUUCAAAUGUGAAAAACAUUACCGAAGAAAUCUCUUCGGAAAAAUUAACGGCUUACUUGAGAACAAUAUUGAUUCUGUCAGACACUCAAACUCAUUCAAACAUAAAAAAUAUUUCUGAGGACACAAUUACAUUACCCACACAAAAUGUUCUUGGCUAUGAAAUAGCGAAACUCUUUGUCGGAUUAAAAUGUUCGAGUGACGAGAGAAAAGAUUAUUAUCUAUCCGAUCCUUACUUUGAACCAUACACUAAGGCAAUGAUGAUGUCUGUUGGACAAAUAACGAAUGUCGCUGUAUUAUCUCUUGUCGUGAAAUUAAAAGACUUUCUUGAAGAUGUAACUUACUUUAAUGCUGGACCAAAUACUCACGCGAUACUUUUUGAUAAUAAUGAAAUAGUGUGGAUGCACAGAAAUUUUCCUCGAAUGGAAAUGAUAGCGGAGCUACCUUUAAAAGUCUACUUGCACAACAUUGAAAACAUCGAUUCAAAAACAAUUCAAAUACUUUUGAAACAAUCGGAGGGCUUUAAAGUGAUUGAAACUAAAUUGGGAGUAAAGAAACAAAUUUAUUGGAAACAUCUCACUUACAAAGAUUUGAUAGCUUGUGUAAUAUCUGAGAAUAAAGACGACUUUAUACCAGUUGCAAAGUCAGUUCCACCUCUGCCGUCUAAUAUUUUACACCAUCGACUUGAUCUAAUGCUACAAUCUGCCAUCAACAAAGAUAUUUUUUGCUUAAAUCACAACAGAAUUUCCACUCUCUCAACCGGAGUGGUUUAUCUUUCACCAUGGUGUUUUCAAUCUCCAACGGAACAAAUGAAAUUACUCGAAACUGGAUCAGCUGUGACAGUGCAAAGCUACAUGGCCUACAUAAAGGACUUAACGAGACUACUUGCUAAUCCAGGUUUACAUUCUUCAGUGAAACCGGAUAUUGGAACAUUCGCACAGAUUCUCAAUCAUUUUAAAAUUCGUCACAAUGCAAGUUCUCUGAAUAAAUUCGUCGUUCGAAGAUACGUUGUUGCCGCUGCAAGUGGAGCAAUGGAGAUCUAUCCAGGCAUUGUCCUGGAUUCCGAAUUGGAUCCAAAGAGACGAGCUUGGUACGGAAAAGCUCUCGAGUAUCCUGGCAAAAUAGUGUUAACAUCUCCUUAUUUGGACGCUGGUGGUGCGGGCUAUGUGGUAACUUUAAGUCACACUGUCUAUGAAGGUAGAUCGGCAGCACUGCACUCGAAUAAUGAUCCUGUCGUGGCAGUUGUCUCAAUGGACAUCACGUUGGGAUAUUUUUCGAGAAUGCUUCGAGACAUGUUUUCCUUUUGCAAUGAAUCUACCGUUAAAUGUUUCUUGAUGGACGACAAAGGUUAUCUUGUCUUUCAUCCCUCAAUGCUCGAUCCUACCAGCAAAAUUGAACAACAACAUUUGACGCACAAAGAAUUAUUGGUGGCGAACGAUAUUCUCAAUCAUGAACUUUUUGUAAAGAAAAAAUCGUGCGCUAGUUAUUUGGAUGGCACGGCGCAGAGGUAUUAUCAAUUUAAUACUUCAUUGGAGGAGGUGUUGACUAAUAUUGUUCAUGGCGAGCAUUGCAUUAAAUAUCAAGUCGCCGCUGUUCCUGGAACUAAUGUCUUCCUUGGUGUUGUGAAUGCAACCUGCAAUUUGCAUAGAUCUUUCUCCUUUUGCCCGUGCAGUACGAGGGACAGGUUGUGUUUUAACUGUAAAAGAAUGGAGCAAAUGGAAUGUGAAUGUCCCUGCGAGUGCUCUCUAUAUUCAGCGUCAUGUGGUCAGCAGAAUUUCAGUCUUUUGGAACCAUGUCCAGCGCCUUACGAACAAGGGAUUAGUUCACAAUUACUCUGGACACAAUCAGUACCUUUAAAAUCGUGUCCAUCUUUCAGUUGUAAAGACUAUCAGACUGAAAACGAAUGCUUGGGAGUCGUUAAUUGCCAAUGGUGUCAUUAUGACAGCGAUGGAGAAACUCCACUGCAGACUCCGUUCUGCUCCGAUUUGUCUCUUUGUUUUAGAGGAAUUUUCGGCUCCUUGGUACCCUACGGAGAUGGAAGUUACAAAACUCAAUCAACAGAGGAAAUUGUCUCUCGAGAAUGGCCUUCGGUGGGUCCGGUCGCAGGUGGAAUUCUCGCCUUCGUCCUUAUUCUGGGAAUAAGUCUUUUUUGCUACAGAUUGCGAUCGGUUCAAUCAGGUCUUGAGCAUCAGUGUUUACAUCUUCACACAUCGCCAGACACUCUGAGAAUGACAAAUCACGAAGGUGAUCCCGAACCCAUGGAAAUGGAUCAAAUGAAAAAUAAUUUAGAUUCCCUAUUACGUGAAGGUAUUGCGCCAAUUUCGCCUUACAGAGUGUCGACAAAUUAUCGAAGACCUCCCGGCGGUGACAGCGAUCACGGUUAUAGUACAAUGACACCUCAUGAUGAUUCCGAACAGCAAACAUUCGUCGAGCCUCUGUUAAUUGUUGGCGGAAAUACGGAAGCAGAUCUGGUUAAGCAAAAUAGUCGUGCACCAUCGCCAAUGACGCAUUUAGGAUCACCGCAUCAUGUGUUGGCUCCCGUUACUGUUCAUCGACACAUGGAAGCAAAUUUUUGUUAGCACGUGUCUAACAAAUUAAGAAUAAAUAUUGUGACGCCUUCCCUAUAAUUAUUUAGGGAGCAAACGAAUAAAAGUUUUUUUCUUCGGAGCGCGUCACAUAGAAAAUAUUUAUAAAAUUCUUUGACUCAAGUUUCUAACAUUAGAACUAAAAGACGGAAAUUUACAAUUAUUUAAUUAUUUAACAAUUGAAUAUAUUACAUAUUUUUAAUAUAU